Messenger RNA from Indicator indicator, 2160 nucleotides. RefSeq names its product engulfment and cell motility 3 (gene ELMO3). The record is from RefSeq and is a predicted model, not a curated record. The transcript is spliced from 20 exons. Gene Ontology annotation, biological process: actin filament organization; cell motility. Lineage: Eukaryota; Metazoa; Chordata; Aves; Piciformes; Indicatoridae. Bases 1 to 2160 code for a protein of 719 amino acids.
AUGCCGCCGCCCAAGGACGUGGUGAAGAUCGCGAUCCAGAUGGUGGGAGCCAUCCCGCAGCUCAUCGAGCUGCAGCAGACCAAGCCCCUGGCCUUGGUGCUCAAGGACGUCUGCGAUGCGUGGAGCCUGCCCCACGCCGAGCGCUACGCCCUGCAGUACGCGGACGGGCGGCAGACCUACAUCACGGAGUCGAACCGCAGGGAGAUUAAGAACGGGAGCAUCCUGCGGCUGACUGCCUCCCCGGACCAAGAAGCAGAGCAGCUGUACAGUGGGAUCCAGAGCAACAACUUGGAUGUGAAGGCAGACUCACUGAAAAAGCUUGCAAGCCUCUCCCAGGACAUUACCUUUGCUCAGGAGUUCAUCAACAGGAAUGGCUUGAAACAAAUCUUCUCUAUUGUUGAAGAAGGGAAGGAUACAGGGGAGAUUCUAGCUCACACCCUCAAGGCCUUCAUGGAGCUGAUGGAGCAUGACUUUGUGUCCUGGGAGACUCUUAGUUCAGCCUUCAUCAAGAAGGUGGUGAGUUACGUCAACAUCAGUGCAGUGGACACAUCCAUCCAGCAGCUCUCCUUGUCCAUCCUGGAGAACAUGGUGCCCACCAGUCGCCACCUCUUUGAGCUGGUCAAAGCAGAAGUGACUCUGGAUUGUCUGCUCACCCACCUGCAGGCGACAGACACCCAGCUGCAGCUGAAGGCCAUGGCCCUGCUCACUGCGCUGCUGCUGGCUGCCACCGAUGCUGAGCGGCAGGACAUGAUGGAAUACCUGAGGGAGAAGAACAUCAGGCAGUUUAUCCACAAGACCAUCAUCCACGGCUCGGCGGCGCCGGGGGACGAGAUGUCUCACCACCUGUACGUGCUGCAGGCCGCCGGGCUCGGCCUGUGCGAGCGCCGCAUGCGGGCGGCCAUGGACCCCUACAACCAGGAGCAGAGGGAGCUGCUGCAGGCGCUGCGCCUGGCGGCCUUCGAGGCGGACGGCGAGGCCCCAGCCGGCGGCUCCGGCCCCGAGCGGCGCCGCUCGCUCUGCGCACAGCAGUUCCGCAAGUUGGGCUUCACCAACAACAGCAACCCGGCAGAGGACCUGCGCCGGGCACCGCCCGGGCUCUUAGCCCUGGACACCAUGGUGUACUUCUGCAGGCACACCCCCGACGCCUACCGCAGGUUUGUCCUGGAGAACAGCAGCCGGGAAGACAAACACGAGUGUCCCUUCGCCCAGAGCAGCAUCCAGCUCACCCUCAUCCUCUGUGAGCUCCUGCACGUUGGAGAGCCCUGCUCGGAGACAGCUCAGGACUUUUACCCUAUGUUCUUCGGGCAGGAUCACUUCUUUGAAGAGCUCUUCUGCAUCUGCAUCCAGCUAGUGAAUAAGACCUGGAAGGAGAUGAGGGCCACCCAGGAGGACUUUGACAAGGUGCUGCAGGUGGUGCGGGAGCAGAUCAGCAGGACCCUGUCCCUCAAGCCCACCUCGCUGGAGCUGUUCAAGAGCAGAGUGAAUGCCCUGAACUACAGCGAGAUCCUGCGGCUGCGGCAGACGGAGCGGCUGCACCAGGAGGAGACGCUGGCACUGCCUGUGCUGGAGCUGCGUGAGAGGCUGAAGCCAGAGCUCCUGGAGCUGGUCCACCAGCAGCGCCUCCUGCACCUGUGCCGGGGCACCCUGUUCAGGAAGAUCAGCACCCGCCGCAGGCAGGACAAGCUCUGGUACUGCCGCCUGUCCCCCAACCACAAGGUGCUGCACUAUGGGGAUGUGGAAGAGGGGGUGUCUGCCCCCCCCAUCGAGAGCCUGCCUGAGAAAAUUCCUGUGGCAGACAUGAAGAUGCUGCUGGUGGGGAAGGAGUGUGUGCACACCAGGGAGAAGAGCUCUGGGAAGCAGAACAAGGAUGUCCUGGAGCUGGCCUUCUCCAUCGUGUAUGACGUGGAGGAAUACUGCCUCCACUUCAUCGCCCCCAACCGCUAUGAGUUCUGCCUGUGGACGGAUGGGCUGAACGUGCUGCUGGGCAGGGAGAUGAGGAGCGAGCGGGCACAGACUGACCUCGAGGUCCUGCUGUCCAUGGAGCUCAAGCUGCGGCUCCUGGACCUGGAGAACAUCAGCAUCCCUGACACUCCCCCUGCUGUUCCAAAGCCCCCCAGCAACUUAAACUUCUGCUACAACUUCAGCCAGGCAGAGGAGUGA